AUGACGCUGGGGGGCGACUCGGCAGCGGCGGCCGUGCCGCCAGGGCUGGACGCCGCCCCAGGAGGCGAGCCGCCGCCGCCCGCCCCAGAGGGCCCCGCCGCCGACGCGAGCCUAGGCAGCUGGUGGCUCGCGGCGGCGUGGGGACUCCUAGCCCUGGCGGGCGGAGGAGGAGCCCUGGCCGCCCAGCUGGGCUCGACGGGACGCGCCCGCCUGACGGGCCCCACCGUCUGCGGGCUGGUGGGCCUCCUCGCCACGGCGCGGGUCGCGCGCCAGGCGUGGUGGCUCUACUGCGACCAGGAGGCGACGAAGGCGCAGAUGGCCUCCCUCACGGCCCAGAUGCAGCAGCUGGCCCUGUCGGGAGCGAUGGGCAUGCCAGGGGGAGGUUUCCCUGGCGGCGGCCCGCCCGACGAGGUCAUGCACGGGUGGGCCGACGUGGGAGCGCCGCCGCCGGGGAUCCCGCAGGUGCCGGGCGCGACGAUGGCGGGGCCAGCCACAGGACCCAUCGGUCCUCCAGCGGGUCAGGCCACCCAUGCGCCUGCGGGCGCCUCGAGCCUGGACGCGCUGGGCGCGUGGGCUGGCAUAGCCGCCCCGGUCGCCACGGGCGCUGGCGCCGCAGCCGCGACGGGCAGCCCGCCACGCGUCCCUCAGCACAGGCCGCCCGAGCUGGACAGCAAGGUCCGGCAGCAGGCCAAGCAGGUGAAGGAGCUCCUGACGGCGCUCGCGAACGCCAGGGGCCAAGACUACAUGUGGGGUCGACGCUUCUGGUCCAACAUCUACGCGAUGGACUCGAGCGGGCAGUUGGUGCCCGAGGUGAAGCGUUUCCUGACGGGGUUCGGCUACGUGGGCGAGCAGACGGUGACGGCCCCCCGCCAUGAGGAGCUCGGGGCCGCGCUGGACCGCCUCGCGUCGGAGGCCGCGCUGACUGCUGGCGCGGGCAUCUGGCAGUCCACCCCCAGCCAGGGCCUGGCCGCCGCGGCGGGAGCGCAGUGGGUGCCUAGAGUGCGUGACGAUCUGCACCCCUCGCUGCAGCAGGUGAUCUCGGCUCAGCCAGGACAAGAGGCGUUCUUUCCCAUCACGCUGGUGGAUCGCCCGACCCAGAUGACGAGCCGAUCUAGUCGACUUCGACAUCGAUUCAAGCGGAAGCUCGCCCUGUGGGCUCUCGCCAACGAGUUCGUGCAAGGGAUCAACUCUAUGGACACGGGCUCGUGCACGGACCUCACUCGCCCCCGCCGUAAGGAGAGCUUGUCGGAGAACAUGCGGGGGCUGCACGGCCAGGUGCAUAGGGUAGCUCUACGAGAAGCUAAACGGCUGGCAGAGGCGCGCCGGGACUGCGGUCUGACAGGCGUCCCCGCGGUGCUGGAGCUAGCUCGUGUGGAGGAGGUGGGCUAUGGUCGGCCUACCCGCCUGUCGACCCAUGAGGCCCUGAGAGCGGAGGACAUUGAUGAGCCGCAAGUAGUGAAGAGUGUGAACAUGCUCGAGGCGCUCGAGCCGGAGGAGGCCAGGUACUACAGCGACGAGGGGCUUGUGGUGGCCCCGACGGAGUUGCGCAGCCGCGUGAUCUUCGAGGAGCUGCAGGCCAAGUUCGGCUUCGUUGGAGGAACUCAGGAGGAGUACGAGAAGUAUUUCAGCCGCCCGGACAUGCCGCCCAACCUGUGGCACUUCGGCGGCCCGCAGGAGGUGAAGGCCAUCGCGGGCUUCAGCACGGUGGGCAAGAAGACCAGUGGGCGGCAGCGUAAGAUCAUCAUGAUGGUGGCGGCAAACUAUAUGUUUCAGGACGUGAGAGGUCGAGCCGAACACGGACUACACGGAGGAGGUGCGUUGGCCAGCCUGCACGUCCCGUCGGACGACUGGGCGGCCGCGGCGUUCGACGAGAGCAACGCCUUCUCUUUCGUCGAGGUUCCGAGCUGGAUGUGGGGCUGGCUGUGCGUGCCGCCCGUGAGGGCGUCCGCCAUCUGGUGGCGUCUGUCGCCCAGCCAGCGAGACUUUUUGAAUCCUGAGAGUUGGGUCUAUCCGACGUGGCGCCGUUUAGUCAUGGGCAGCUCCCGCAGCGUGCACAUCCUGAUGUCCAUCAAUUCGAGGAUAUGCUCCAUGACGCUGAGGCGCAGCUUGGUGGACUCGCAGCAGGAUCACACUCUGGCGUGGCAGGCCGGAUACCAGAUGCAGAAGGAUGACGACUGGGCCGAGCGCCAACGACUUCGACGAGAUGGCCCCCCCCCCCCGAGCGGGUUUUCCGUGGCGAGCUGGUGCGAGGCAGUACGCCACGCACGGCGUCAGGAGACCCGUGUCUUCGUGGUCAUGCACCUGUUCGCGGGGGCCCGGAGGGAGCAGGACGUGCAGCACUACGUCGAGGCGAUGAUGACCGACCUGGAGCUGAAGGUGCUCAUGAUCUCGGUGGACCUGGCCGAGGACUCGCGGUGGGACCUCGGGCGCGUCGACGCCUUCGAGCUGCUCUGGUCCUUGGUGUCCGAGGGCCUGGUGGACGUGAUCCUGGGCGGCCCCCCCUGCUCGACCUGGGGCCGUGCGAGGUUCAGGCCUGGAGGACCGCGACCCUUGCGCCGCCGAGGGAAGUACGCAUGGGGGCUACCCCGCGAGAGACUACGGCCUUCUGAGGUGGAGCGGCUGGACGAGGGCAACCGCCUGAUGGUCAACCACCUGGCGCUGUGCGGCGGGGUGGGGGACCGCGGGGGAGCCUGGGCCCUCGAGCGCCCAGACGAUCCUGGGGAGGGCCCGCAUCCGUCCAUCUUCGACGCCGAGAUCUUGAAGGAUUUGGAGUCCAGGACGGGAGCGCGGCACAUCAUCUUUGACCAAUGCAUGAUGGGAGGGCCCUCGCAGAAGCCCACGAGGGUCACAGGUACGGCACGACUGGCGGCCACCGAAGCACUACGGUGCGACGGCGCCCACACACACGAGCUGAGCUACGGUAAGGUUAACGGGAACUUUCGGACGACCAAGCUGGCCACUUACCCACCUCGACUGUGCAAGUGGAUAGCAGAGGGCAUAGUGGCCACGCUGUCGGAGAUGGCGCAGACCGGCGGCGGGCCAACAGGACACGUACGAGACGGAGUGAAGUGUCAGAGGAUCACGCGCUAUUCGGGGCCCUUGGACCUCGGCGCCUUUCAUUUCUUGAACGAGACGUCCUCGCGAGGCCGCGGGGCAGUGCUGGGCGCGAGGGACACGAGCUUCUACCUCCAUAUCGACGACGGCCUGAUCGCAGCGGACGGCGGGUCCCAGCAGUCAGGCGAGAAGAAGGUCAACAAGCUGGUCCACCAGGUGGCGGACGCGCUGGAGGACGUGGGCUUCGUUGUGAAGGAUCGGAGGGAGCACGGCAUGGUGGAUCGCAUCGUGGGCUACGAGGUGGAGUCCAGCCCCGCACGAGUGCGGGUCCCGAAGCGCAAGGCGGCGCUCAUGUACGAGGCGCUGCUGCUGCUCACGAGCCGGGACUGGGUGCACCUGGACCACCUGGCGUCGGUCAUCGGGGUCUGGAUCUGGGCGGCGCUGCUGGCCAGGCACUGGCUGUCGGCGCCUCAGCACCUGUUCCAGUUCGCGCGCCAGGAGGGCCCGCGCUGGACACGGUGGUGGCCGUCGGCCCGUCGCGAGGCCGUGGCCAUGCGACGGGGCAUCAUGGGGCUCUACACUGACCUGGGGGCCCCGCUGCUGCCGAUGGUCUUCGCCUCGGACGCCGAGGGCGCGCAGGACUUCGACGCGGGCGGCUGCGGCGUCGUCGUGGCUGCGGCGAACUCGAAGAUCGUAGAUAGAGGAGCUGUGGAACGCUGGUACCCGCCCUG
Molecule: messenger RNA, 3785 nt
Organism: Prorocentrum cordatum
Lineage: Eukaryota; Dinophyceae; Prorocentrales; Prorocentraceae
Source: the annotation of a GenBank genome assembly